AUGGAAGAAAGUACCAAUGAUUUGCUAAAGAAGUUGUUGAGCGACAAUCAGCAACUUAGGACCGAUUUAAGAAAUCUUGAGAGGCAAAUGGGGCAGUUAGCAACAAAUCAAAACACUAGACCUGCAGGCGCUCUCCCAAGUGAUACAGAGAAGAACCCGCAAGUGAAUGCAGUAACACUUAGAAAUGGGAGGGAGCUAGAGGAAGUGCCAAAGAAGAGAAAAGACAAGCCCAUACCUGAGGGGGAGUUGAUCCCUAAAGUGACACACGAGCCAAAUAAUGCUGCUAAAAUUCUAGAGCUAGUGGAGGCCCCAAGGCCACCACCCCCUUUCCCCCAGAGAUUGCAGAAAAAGAAUGAUGAUCGCAUGUUCAGCAAGUUUCUCUCCAUGUUGAGCCCGGUUCAAUUGAAUAUCCCACUCGUUGAUGUGCUUCGUGAAAUUCCAAAGUAUGUUGCACUUACUGAGGAAUGCACUUCAAGGGUCCAAAAUAAGCUCCCUCAAAAGCUUAAGGAUCCUGGCAGCUUUACCAUCCCUAUGCGAAUUGGUAAUAUUGAUGUGGGACGUGUUCUUUGCGAUUUGGGGGCAAGUAUAAAUCUGAUUCCCUUAUCUUUGUUCAAGCGAUUGGGCCUGGGAGCUCCAAGGCCAACUACUGCUGAUGAACUGGUUCCAAUCAUAUUGGGGCGACCUCUCUUGGCUACUGGUGAUGCAAUUAUCAAAGUGAGAGAAGGAAAAAUGAUCUUGAGGGUAGAUGACGAGGAAGCAGUCUUUAAUGUGUACAAAGCAAUCCAACUCCCCCGCCAUUAUGAGGAUCUCUCAAUGGUAUCCGUUGUUGAGGUUGAUGAGCAAAUUCUUGGCACGAGUGUAUAUCUAGACGAUUCUCUAGAGAAAGCGCUUAUGUUGUUUGAUAGCCCGGGGAGUGAUGAUGAGGUUGAGGAGAUGAUGCACAUCUUAGAUACAUCUUGUGCGUACAUGCAAGGGAUACACCCCUUUGAGCCUUUAAAUAGGCCAGAAGGACCUCCUCCAAAGCCGUCCAUUGAGGAAGCCCCAAAACUAGAGCUUAAACCUCUCCCACCUCACCUUUAA
Nicotiana attenuata is the source of this 1080-nucleotide messenger RNA. RefSeq lists its product as uncharacterized. NCBI's taxonomy places the organism in Eukaryota, Viridiplantae, Streptophyta, Magnoliopsida, Solanales, Solanaceae. The transcript has 3 exons. The record is from RefSeq and is a predicted model, not a curated record. The coding region runs from base 1 to 1080 and encodes 359 amino acids.